Molecule: messenger RNA, 4877 nt
Organism: Chroicocephalus ridibundus (black-headed gull)
Lineage: Eukaryota; Metazoa; Chordata; Aves; Charadriiformes; Laridae
Product: Y+L amino acid transporter 2-like
Exons: 12
Coding region: 733-2256 (507 amino acids)
Biological process (GO): amino acid transmembrane transport
Cellular component (GO): membrane
Molecular function (GO): L-amino acid transmembrane transporter activity
Source: RefSeq, a predicted model, not a curated record
UCUGCUGAGAAGACUAUUUUCUGGAUGUUUACUGGUUUUAGUCGAUAUUGUGCUGUAUACCACGCAGGCUUUCCAAAAGUACUUCAUAGACAGGGCAACAUAUUGUUUCAGAAGACAAAGCUGAGUACAUUGGGUUUGGACUACAGUAGCUUCUCUCUCAAAUAUCCUCUGUGAUUUGCUUUGGGGUGGGAAUGGAGUACUGGAGGUGGAGCAAGUGCCUCCUAUGGGAAAACCAGCCUCUGACCACAGUAAUGUGAUUGGAGCAUUUGAAGCAUUAAUUCGCUGAGUGUUUUUAUAAACAUAAAACGUAAAAACUAAAAGAAAAUCUAUUUAUUUCCUACUGAGUGGGAUACGUUUUCGUCAGAGGAGAUCAAAGUGGAAUUUGAUGCUGUUGUUUGGGUUUUUUAUUAUUAAUGCAGAUAAUUUUCAGAUGGAUGUAAUUGAUGAAACAAACAAUAAUGAAGUAAAACUCUUCCGGGGAUAAGAGCAAAAUCUAAGGAGAGGUAUACCCGUGUGGGACACUCGAGCUGAAUUAGAACAUGUUUCUAGGGGUACAGCAUCUCUUUCUUCCCUAAGAUAACUUCAAUAACAUAAUGUAGGAUUACAAUUCAAGAUAAAUAAUAGAAGUGAACUGAGAGUUCAUGAAAGCUUCAGGAUUUAUAACCAAGGAGAGUGGCCUCACAUUCAUUUGUUAAAAAGGUACAGAACAGUGAAAGGUAAUGACAGUUGAGGAUGCCAGCCCCCUGGAGAAUAUGCUGCAAUAAAAAAUCCAAAACCAAGAAUGGAAAAGCCAAAAUGGACAAUAUGGAAGACACAAGUGAAAAAAUGCAGAUGAAAAAAGAAAUCACGUUACUAAAUGGAAUUUCUUUAAUUGUAGGGAACAUGAUUGGCUCUGGGAUAUUUGUAUCACCCAGAGGUGUUUUAAUGUACAGUGCUUCCUACGGACUCUCUCUAGUCAUCUGGGCGCUUGGUGGGAUGUUUUCGCUGUUCGGAGCUUUGUGUUACGCUGAAUUGGGAACAUCCAUCGUUAAAUCUGGAGGCAGUUAUGCCUAUAUCCUGGAAGCAUUUGGUGCCUUUGUGGCCUUCAUCAGACUGUGGUCUUCCUUGCUAAUUAUCGAACCAACAACCCAGGCAGUGAUAGCAAUCACAUUUGCUAACUAUAUUGUUCAACCAAUUUUUCCUCAUUGUGAGCCGCCAUAUGAUGCAGUCAGGUUGAUUGCAGCUGCUUGUAUUUGUUCCUUAACAUUUAUUAAUUGUGUUAAUGUGAAGUGGGGAACUCGCGUACAAGAUGUUUUCACAUACGCAAAAGUUAUGGCUCUUAUCUUGGUGAUAUCUGUUGGCCUUUACAAAAUUGGUAAAGGAGAAACAGAAAACCUGAGAGCUCCGUUCGAGGGCUCAUCAACAAACCCCGGGAUGAUCGCGCUGGCUCUCUACUCCGCCCUCUUCUCCUACUCUGGGUGGGACACGCUCAACUACGUCACCGAGGAAAUGCAGAACCCUGAGAGGAACCUACCUCUUUCUAUUGCGAUUUCAAUGCCUAUUGUGACUGUUAUUUACUUGCUGACUAAUAUAGCGUACUACGUAGUGUUGGACAUGUCAGCUCUCCUCACAAGUGAUGCAGUGGCUGUGACGUUUGGCAGCGAAACCCUUAGUUAUGCUAAGUGGAUAAUUCCUAUAGCAGUGGCCAUGUCUUGCUAUAGUGGCUUAAACUCAUCAAUAAUUGCAGCAUCUAGGCUUUUUUAUGUUGGAGCCAGGGAAGGACACCUCCCUGACAGUCUGAGCUUGAUUCAUAUAAAGUGCUUCACACCAGUCCCCGCUCUCCUCUUCAAUGGCUUAAUGACUUUGCUUUAUCUCCUUGUGGAAGAUGUUUUCCUCCUCAUUAAUUACUACUGCUUCAACUACUGGCUCUUUGUGGGUCUGUCUAUUGCAGGACUGAUAUACUUGAGAUAUACGCAGCCACAUAGACCACGGCCUAUUAAACUUAAUCUCUUCUUCCCUAUAGUAUACUGUUUAUGUUCCCUUUUCCUGGUCAUAGUUCCUCUCUACAGUGACACAAUCAAUUCCCUUAUUGGUAUCGGUAUUGCCCUCUCGGGUAUUCCUGCGUAUUACCUGGGAGUCUACCUGCCAGUUGAAAAACGACCUAAAUGUCUACAGUGGCUCUCUGCUACAACAACAAAAUAUGUUCAGAUGAUCUUCUACUGUGCUCUGUCGGAUCUGGACAUAGACAUGGAACCUACAGCAGCUAAGAGUAAAUAGAGUUGCCUUGACAUUGAGAGGUGUGCCUUGACAUUCCCCAUCUGGAGCAAUUUUUGUCAUCUGAACUUCUAUCCAUCUGUUCAGUUAUACUAAACCAUUGUACUAUGCGUCAGUUUGAUGUCUGUUAAUUUGUGCUUGUUUUAUAAACCCCUCUGUUUUACAGGUUUUUUUUAAGAAUUCUUAAAAUUUGAUCUUAAAAAAUCUUAAAAAGAAAAAAAAUUGUUAAUAGUGAGCUAUCAUGUAACACUUUGAAAGUACAAAGCACUGUAUGAACAAACAUUUAUUAGUAGAUAAGUGCUAAAUAUUACAUUAAUUUCAAAAUUGUAAUAAAGAGUGUUAGGUCUAGUCACAAUCCUAAGAAAUAAAUUGAUAAAUAUAACAAAAGACAGACCAGAUAUUUGCAAGGUUCAAAACGUGAGUUGAGAAGUAAAAGCCACAGUGUACUUCUAAAAAUAUUACUAAAUUCUUAGCUGAAGUAAAAAAUAUAUAAUUCGAACUGGUAGGCACGCUUUGAGUCAAUGUAGUAUUAGUGGUAAACUGUUCUAAUGCAUAAUUACCAGCAUACAUACUGUACCAAAAGGAGAAAACCAAAGUUUUCGGUUAUUUAAAUUCUGUUAGAAAUUCUCGUCUUACAAUAUCCCACAUUCAUUACCCUUUUGCAGAAGAGGUAUUUUCGACAAAGAAAUGAUACCAUUAUAAGUGAAGUACUUUUGCUUUCCAGCAGAACAACCUGCCGUGAAGCACUGUAAGGGACAAAGUCAUGUUCCAGCUAGAGUAUAUUCAGGGAAAACACUUCACCUUUUCAUAGUGUCCAUUGCUUGCCUAGAAAUACCAAAGAUGGGACCCCAUGAAUCACACUAAUUUUUUCCACAGUGGAAUUUAUUUAAGGAAUUCACAAGGAGAAGUUAAAAACUGUUGACGUUUGCAAAAUCCCUUGAGCCCCCUGCCCAACCCUUCAGGCCUCACCAGUUCCUGCUGGCGAGGUGAACCGCAGGUCUCCUACGGAGCACACAGAGAACCUCCAGCACCGGUUGCCAGGUCUUCACACCACGUAGGUGCCUGUUGCACAACCGCCAGCACAGGCACGUGGACUGGACAAGCGCACUCACCAGUGGGUGCCGUGACAGAAAAGGGCAGUUCAGAACUAGGAUCGUUCUCUUGCACACUAAGUUCUUCCGUGUGGCACCCAGGAAUGUAUAACUCGUUCUGAUUCUUAGUCUCCUGAAAUGGAAGAGACAAUAACUGUCAUUAAAAACGAGCCAUCAGCCUUGCAACCUAGACGAUAAAAACAGCGGCUCCAGCUCUAAUAUGGUUUGUUGAUACGUAGCACCAUUUGUUAUCCCUGUUGGCAAGUCGUACUUCCUUUCUGUAAUUAUAUCUGAAUAUAACAUACAUUGUUUCUAAUUUGAGUUUCAUUAUUCCUAUUUAAUUAACCUCAAUUAAGGUAAUGUAAUCUUGUACAAGUCCCUGUGACUUCUAGCAUUAUUGUCUUUUAUUGAUGUCUGCCCAGAGAAAGAGCAAUGGAAUAGGGAAGAAGGCAAUCAUUGCUACUUAAACCUCUCUUCAUUCCCUCCUCCCGCUGUAAGGUCAUUUGCAGGAUUGUAAUUCCGUGCGUCUCCAACACAACGUUUGCUGACAGGGCUCCUGUGAGACCUUCUAUUUGCAUUUCAAUGCCAUCUGCUGUGGCACUUUCCUUUCAGCUGGGUUUUCUAUUGAUACAAAGUAUGAACAAUAAAAAUGCACUAAAUUAAGGUAAACAUAAAGAUAUUAGAGAUGCAUGUUUUGCUUGUCGGAAGCCACAGCUUUCGAGCACUAAAAUCACUUCAGUAUCACAUUCACAAACCACGAAGAGGAAAGAAGACCUAGGGUGUAGUUUAGUUUGCCCAGCUCAGAACGUCUCUUCACACACACAAAACACAUGCCUCUGUUACAGCAUAGCAUCGUUUUGGUCCUGCUCUAUGAUUGUACGGAAAUAUUGUGUUUUCACCCCAGAAGGCGAAAACACUUGUUAAUGACAAAUUACAAAGCACUUAUUAAUGACGGAGCCGCAGACUCUAUCAGGGCACAGAGAGUGUACAAACUCUACAAGUCGGUACCAAACUGUCUUUGCCUCCACAGAGUUCAAAGUCAUGCUUGGUGCCAAGCUACGUGUCACACCAGGACAGCACUGUACCAUCCCCUGAAGCUUUCCCUUGCAGGACCAAAGUUCCUAAGUGAUUUGAGACAUCUAAGGUGACAUCUUGGGUGGUAACAGAUAGCAGGCACUACAGGUAGUGUAAUAAGGGCUACAGACUAAGACCAUCUCCAUAGAGAAUUCAGAGCUAAGAAACUUCUUUGUCUGUUUUUUGCCAAAAUCUGGUUUUGCGUGAAUCUGCUAACUUUCUGGGCAGGACACAGAAGCCUUCAUUUUCUUUCUUUCUGGACAGAAAGAAAGCAGUAGUCAGAUGUAAGGGUAUAAAUGUGAAUAAUCUUAUUGAAAUUCUCUAUGGACAUCAGAACCUCAGAAAUGUUAAUGUGUUUGUUGAUUUUUCACUCUUUACAAAUAUUACAUGUAAGUUAUUGUGAAAUAUCUAAAGCAAGUCAUAGAUGCUGACAUAUUUAAAUAAAUAAACAUUUGAUCG